UGGAUUUGGUAGAUCCGUCCAGAUCUGACCCGUUGCCAUCCUGAUGUGCUCCUGCUCCUCUCCCAUCUCUCUCGAGCCAUGGUUGGUACCGAGAUGCUUGUGGCCGCGGCCGUGAGCCAAGUUGCCCGCAAGAUCAGCGAAAUCGUCAGCGUCGCGCAGGGUGAGGUAAAGCUGUGCUGCAAUUUCAGCGACGAUCUGGAGAAAAUAAAGGACACACUGGUUUACCUAGAAGAUCUGCUGAAAAACGCGGAGAAGAACUCCUUCGGAAGCGACAGGGCGAACCUGCGGCACUGGCUGGCUCAGAUUAAGUCCCUGGCUUUCGACAUCGAAGACAUCGUCGAUGAUUACUACUCUUCCAAGGAGCAGUUUGAAGGAAGCAGCAGCUAUGCUCAGAAGGGAUCAUUAUUCUGCUCGUUUUCUAAUCCAGUGCUUUCGAAAGCUAGCAUGGUUUAUAAGAUGAAAUCCAAGAGAGAAUUGUUACAGACACGACAACACUUACCUACUCAAUAUCAUUUCAUUUCACUUAUUAACUCCGUGGUGGAUUUUGAUGAGAAGCAAACAACAUCAUACAGAAAUAGUGACAUCACAAUUUUUGGGAGAGGUAGAGACUUGGAAAAUCUCAUGGACAUGAUAAUGCAGAAAAGCGUCGAUGAGCUUUCUAUUAUUUCCAUAGUUGGGCGCGUGGGUCUUGGGAAGACAAGCCUUGCACAACUAGUUUUCAAUGAUACCAGAACAAAGGCAUUCAGAUUCAGGAUAUGGGUUCAUGUUUCCAUGGGUAAUGUUGUCCUUGAAAAAAUUGGGAAGGAUAUAGUUGCACAAACUUCCGUAAGGAUUGAGGGAAACAUGCAAUUACAGUCAAUUAAGAAUGUUGUUCAAACCAUACUUAUUAAGUAUAAGUGCUUAAUAGUAUUAGAUAGCUUGUGGGGUAAAGAUGAAGAAGUGAAUGAGCUGAAGCAGAUGUUGCUCACAGGUAGACAGACGCAAAGCAAGAUCAUAGUGACCACCCAAAGCGAUAAGGUUGCUGAUCUGGUGUCUACACGUCCACCUUACAAGCUUUCUGCAUUAUCUAAAGAUGAUUGUUUAAAUAUAUUCUCUCAAAGGGCAAUGACAGGUCAAGGUGACCCACUCUUCAGGGAAUAUGGUGAAGAAAUUGUUAAAAGGUGUGAUGGCACACCCUUGGUUGCUAAUUUUCUUGGAUCUGUGGUGAAUACUCAACGACAGAGACGUGAGAUUUGGCAAGCUGCCAAGGAUAAAGAAAUGUGGAAGAUCGAGGAAGAUUAUCCUGAAGACAAAAUUUCACCACUGUUUCCAUCAUUCAAGAUAAUAUACUAUAAUAUGCCUCAUGACCUAAGAUUAUGCUUUGCCUAUUGUUCAAUCUUCCCUAAAGGAUCUGUCAUAGACAAGAAAAAACUUAUUCAGCAGUGGAUUGCUCUUGACAUGAUCGAGUCCAGACAUGGAACCUUACCGCUUGAUGUAACUGCUGAGAAGUAUAUUGAUGAACUUAAAGCAAUAUAUUUCCUUCAAGUUUUUGAAAAGCAUCAAAUUACUGCAGAAAUAUCCAAUGCUUCGGAGGAAAUGCUCUUCUUGAAUAAUUUCGCACAUGAUCUUGCUAGGUCAGUUGCUGGUGAAGAUAUCCUUGUGAUUUUGGAUGCAGAUAAUGAACGCAAUAACAGAUAUUGUGACUGCCGCUAUGCACAUGUGUCUACCUCUAGCUUACAGUCAAUAGAUAGCAAGGCUUGGCCUUCCAAGGCAAGGUCACUGAUUUUCAAGACUAGUGACACAGAAUUGGAGCAUGUCAGCGAAGUUCUUUCAGUGAACAAGUAUUUGCGUGUUCUGGAUCUCAGUGAAUGUUCUGUCAAUGAGAUACCUGCUGCUAUUUUUCAGCUGAAACAACUGCGGUAUCUUGAUGCUUCGACUUUGUCUAUUGCAACACUCCCUCCUCAAGUUGGUAGCUUUAAUAAGCUACAAACAUUGGAUCUUUCAGAAACUGAACUUAUGGAGUUGCCAUCCUUCCUUAGUAACUUAAAGGGGCUGAAUUAUUUGAAUCUCCAAGGUUGCCGGAAACUUCAGGAAUUGAAUAGCCUUGAUCUGCUGCAUGAAUUACAUUACCUAAACUUGUCAUGCUGCCCUGAAGUUAGAAGCUUCCCUGAAUCUGUUGAAAACCUCACCAAACUUCGUUUCUUGAACCUGUCGCAGUGUUCUAAGUUUCCAACAUUACCUAACAGAUUAUUGCAAUCAUUUGCUAGCCUUUGUUCUCUUGUGGAUCUGAACUUGAGUGGCUUCGAGUUCCAAAUGCUGCCAGAGUUUUUUGGCAACAUUUGUUCACUUCAGUACUUGAAUCUGUCAAAAUGUUCUAAACUUGAGGAACUCCCCCAAUCAUUUGGCCAGCUUGCAUAUUUGAAAGCCCUAAAUCUUUCAUCUUGUCCUGAUCUUAAAAUUCUUGGUUCCUUCGAAUGCCUUACUUCUCUUCAAAUAUUGAAUCUCUCAAACUGCCAUAGUCUUCAAUACUUGCCACUGUGUCUACAAAGCAUCAAAAAUCUUGACAUUUCGGGGUGCCAGGAUUGUAUAGUACAAUCCUGUUCUCGAAGCUCCAGAAGUUCCCCAUCUCAGCAACUUUCAGAGCAAGCUGAGCAAGUCAGAUUAAGUAAUGAUAUCUUCGAGAUCAUUCAUGAGGAUACUGCGAUUGGAGAUCUGAAAGGAAAGACGAAAUUGGCAUUUGCUUCCCUCUUGGAUGAAGAGCCUGAAGUUAUUACUAAGCCAAAUGAAACUGGAGAUAUGGUACCACUGGUUCCAGGACAUCAGUUCCUGUUGUCUUCAUCUCGUUCUUAUUCCUUGGCAUCGAGCUCAAGUGCACCAUUGGCAUCUGUCUCCUCUUCAGAUGUCUCAAAGAUGGAGCAUCCAAUAUCUCGUGGAGAGACAACAGAUCAAGCACUUGGGAGGGCUGCUGCUCUUGCUCUGCUUAUAUUGUGUACCUGCUUGGUGAGGUGUUGUUUCAGGCUCCUCGGAUUCUUCCGGGCACUUGCAAGGUUUGUAAGCAGGAUUGGACAUCAAGCGGUUGCUUGGCCGCGCUGCUCGCUCACUCGCUGGGUAUCCGUAACGACUUGAUCUGGCACUGUUGCUUGAGCUCUGCCCACCCAACUCAUGGAACAGCAGGCGGUUCGUGGCCAAUUCUCCUCGCUGUCAUUGGAUUUGUUCAUCUAUUUUAUUGAGACAAUGACGGCAUUUUAUUGAUUAAAGCAUAUCAGUCGAUGGAACAGAGCAUCUCCCCCGGCUACAAUCUGGAGUGACAGAAUGAUACAGUGCAGUGCUGAUAGAAAGCUCAAAAGAACGAGCUAAAGUAUGUCCCGCUACAUUAGACAAAUGACUAGCAUGGAUAAAGGAACAGUCGAUGAAUUCAGUCGCAGCCUCUCUUGAUGUCAAGAACCAGAAGGCCAACUUUCUAAUGAUCUCGAACUGGCUCACACUACAUCACGGGACAUAUUUAAAGGCACUGUAAAGUGACGGGAGAAAUUCUAAAAGUGUCUCGGAAGAAUCUUUUUAAGGCUUGUGAUUUAACGAAACAUUUAGUAAAUUAUAAAAUUUUCUAAAGCUA
This is a messenger RNA of Brachypodium distachyon (stiff brome), 3592 nucleotides long. RefSeq names its product putative disease resistance protein RGA1. The record is from RefSeq and is a predicted model, not a curated record. Gene Ontology annotation, molecular function: protein binding; ADP binding. The coding region runs from base 79 to 3105 and encodes 1008 amino acids. Gene Ontology annotation, biological process: defense response to other organism. Lineage: Eukaryota; Viridiplantae; Streptophyta; Magnoliopsida; Poales; Poaceae. The transcript has 5 exons.